Messenger RNA from Clunio marinus, 5903 nucleotides. NCBI's taxonomy places the organism in Eukaryota, Metazoa, Arthropoda, Insecta, Diptera, Chironomidae. The record is from the annotation of a GenBank genome assembly.
AAAAUAAGAGUGUUAUUAGAUAAAAACCUUAUGUGAAUCAAGCAAAAGAAAAAACAAGUAUUUGAAAUCGUGUAGAGCAGUGAUUUUUGAUGAGAAUUUUUAUUAUAUAUUAUACACCUUUAAUUGUGACACAAUUCGAAUUAUUAGAAGCUUGUCCAAAACCAUAGUUAUAUCUCAAAUAUUUAAUGUUUACAUGAUUAAAGUAAAACAUUAAAAGGUUUUGUAGUGAAAAUACUUUAGUUUUAACAGUUUUGAAAGCAUAUACAAUGAAUUCCACGAACAUGUAAAAUGUAUCAAGAGAAAAAGAGAAGAAGAUUAAAUAUCUGAAGAAAGAGAUAACAUUACGUCUGAGCAUCUGAAAAGCAUAUCACCGAGUGUAUUGUAGAGAUCUCGGAUCACAAUAUAAGCAGGAAUUAAUAUACUUUCUCUAUAUAAUGCAUCUAGUUUUUCUAUUUAUUCGGCCUUUUGGCGGACAAGAAAUUUUGCGAGAAAGGAACUAAACAAACUUUUUGUACACUGAAGAAAAUGGAUCAUUCUCAUAUAAUCAAAACUAUAACGGGUUACAAUGUUGUUUUAAAUGAUGAUAACAUUUCAACAACGAGACCAGAGCUCUAUCAAAAGUGCAAUCGUAAUUCACAUUCAAGUUGUCAUUCAAGUGACACGAGUUCAGCUUAUAGUGGAUCAGAUACAAUGACUUCGAUCCACAGCUCUUCAAUUGACGCUGAAGAAGUUGAUUUAUCGGGACUUGUUGAGAGUGUUGUCGACUCCGAUGAAGAAGAUCUCGUUGAAUCAAUGGAAAAUGCCAAUAUUCGCGACACUGUCCGUGAUUGUUUGGAAAAAGAUCCAACUGAAAGAAGUGACACUGAUGUCGAAGUUCUUCUUGGAUUCACACAAAAUUUGAAAGCAUUUACAAACAUGACAUUAACAGUGAAGCGUUCUUUAUGUUCAGUUCUGGUGUUUGCUGUUGUAGAGAAAGCUGGGACAGUUGUUAUGAACGAUGGAGAAGAAUUAGAUUCAUGGAGUGUCCUUAUAAAUGGUAUUGUAGAAGUAGAGCAUCCAGGAGGAGCAACUGAACAACUUCAAUAUGGAGACUCAUUCGGUAUUGCACCGACUAUGGAGAAAUCUUAUCACAAUGGAAUCAUGCGAACUAAAACUGACGAUUGUCAAUUUGUUUGCAUAACUCAAACAGAUUAUUAUCGUAUUCUCAAUGAAGGUGAAGGAAAUAUUCGAAAGCACGAAGAAAAUGGUCAAGUUGUGAUUGUCACUGAAUUGAGAAAGACUGAAAAUGCAGGAAAACGUGAGCCAGUUGUUAUUCGAGGCACACCAGAACGGUUAAUGCUUCAUUUAAUUGAAGAAAAUUCAAUCAAUGAUCCGACUUAUGUUGAAGAUUUUCUGCUCACUCAACGGACAUUCUUUGAGUCUCAAAUUCAAGUAGCAAAUCAACUUCUCGAAUGGUUUCGGUCAGAAGAAAUCAUCGACGAUUUAAAGCCUCCAAUUACAGAUGGACUAUUGUCAUCAUCUUCCUAUAUUGACGUCAAAUAUCGAGUUGCACGUGUCGUCAUAUUAUGGGUUAAUAAUUACUUUACCGACUUUGAAACUGACUCACAAAUGAUGGAAUUUCUUGAAGUUUUCGAAUUGGAAUUGGAAAGAUUCAACAUGUUAGAGGAAUUAAAAUUGCUUCAUGUUGCUCAUACACAUAAAGCCAGAACGCGAACAAUAACAUUGACACGCAGCUCAAGAAAUGAAGAAUUGCAUUUUAAGAUUAUAGGUGGAUACGAAAAAGGUGGCGGAAUAUUCAUAUUGGAAGUUGAAAAGAACUCGAAAUCAAGUGAUAUGGGAUUAAGAAGGGGAGAUCAAAUUUUGGAAGUGAAUGGACAAAAUUUUGAGCAUGUUUCACAUGCUAGAGCGAUGGAAAUUUUAACAGGAACAACACAUUUGAGUGUUGCAGUAAAAAGUAAUUUGCUUGUUUUCCGUGAACUUUUAAACUCAACGAGUCGAAACUCUCCGAGGUUGAAAACAAAAAUGAAAAUUGCAUCUGAUUUAGCGAAAUUACAAGCCACAGAUACCAGAGUGAGAUUAUCUUCGAUAGACUUGUUAACGUCCAAUCACGACGUUACAGACAAUGUGGCAGAUCCUUUACUCAAAUAUUCAAGCUUCCUUCCAAAGCCAGCCACAAAAUUUACUCAUGACAAUCAAUCGAAAGUGAGUGGAGGACAAAUGAGUAACAUUCAUAAAGGUGGUAGCUUCAUGACAUUGGGACCAAAGAAAAGGAUUCAAAAAGCACUUCAAAAGCUCAAUCUCUUACCAAAGAAUACAUUUGUUGAUUCACCAACAGGUUGUGGACCAGAUGAAGAUGAUGCAAGUAGUGGAUUCUUAACAGCAACUCCAGCUUCGUCGUCAUCGUCAUCAUCAUCAUCGGCAACGACAACAGCUAAAAAUACAAACACGGCGACUACAUCAUCAGUAGACGGUGAAUCUGAAAGCGGUGUUGAGUCGAAUAUUAUUGACGAGCCAAAUUUAGACGAUGAAAAGAUUUUGGAUGAUGAACUUCAAUGUAAUAACAACCUGAGAAAGUCGAUAACAGCCUCAACGACAACAAUAACAACAAUGGCUUCAGUUUCAUCUGGUGGAAGUACAGGGACCAGUUCGAGCAAUAAUGCCAACUUUUAUCCUCAUUCUGACUCUCAACAACAAGAGAUGGCGAUGUUUUACGAUGAUAUUAGAUCAGCUGAUUAUCCUGAGCAUGUGUUGAAAGUCUUUAAACCUGAUCAAACUUACAAAUUUCUGCUAAUUCACAAAGAAACAACAGCACAUGAAGUUGUCAUGUUAGCACUACAAGAAUUCGGCAUUCAUGAUCCAAGUUCAAACUUUUCACUUUGUGAAGUGAGUGUAGGUGAAGGUGGAAUGAUCAAGCAACGUCGCUUACCUGAACAAUUACAAAAUUUAGCUGAAAGAAUUGGUCUUAGUUCUCGUUAUUAUUUGAAGACAAAUGGCAUAACCGAAACUCUUGUUCCUGAUGAAAUGGCAUCGGAUUUAGUUCGUGAAAAUAAUGUUCACUUUUUGCAAUUGAAUCCAAACGAGAUGGCAAUUCAACUUACCAAUCAAGAUUUCCAAAUAUUCCGUCAAAUUGAAUCGACAGAAUAUAUCGACGAUUUGUUCUCAAUUAAAAGCAAAUACGGAACGCCAAUGUUGAAUAAGUUUGCUGAGCUUGUGAAUAAUGAAAUGUUUUGGGUUGUUGGUGAGAUUUGUCGAGAGACAAACAUCAUGAGACGAUCAAAAAUCAUCAAGCAAUUUAUAAAGAUUGCAAGGCAUUGCAAAGAAUGUAAGAAUUUCAAUUCAGUCUUUGCCAUCAUUUCAGGCUUAGGUCAUGCUUCGAUUUCAAGAUUACGUUUGACAUGGGAAAAGCUUCCAACCAAAUAUCAAAAAUUAUUUAAUGAUCUGCAAGAUCUGAUGGACCCAUCAAGAAACAUGUCGAAAUAUCGGCAACUUGUUGCAAUGGAAAUGCAACAGAAGCGUUCAUUGAUUCCCUUUUAUCCCGUUGUGAAAAAAGAUUUAACAUUCAUUCAUCUGGGAAAUGACUCAAGAAUUGACGGACUUAUCAAUUUUGAAAAGCUUCGAAUGAUAUCGAAGGAAGUUCGAAGCUUAAUGGACAUGUGUAGUUCACCAACGCCUUAUAUGGAUAGUAUUCUCAAAAUGUUAGACAUAAAAAAUCAGCCAAAUGCUGCAAUGACAGCACUCAACCAAUUCAAUCAAUUCACAACAUCAAUCGGUCAAACAAUUGCUACAAACAUCAUCCAGCAUGGAUCAGCGACAGUUAAACGAAGGAAGAAGUCAGCAGCAACUCCGAAUCCAAAGAAAAUGUUUGAAGAAGCUCAGAUGGUUCGAAAAGUCAAAGCAUAUCUCAACAAUAUUGAAAUCAUCAAAGAUGAAGAGAAAUUGCAUCUCAUGUCAUUAGAAUGCGAACCAGCAAUUGUUAUUUCAGCGCCAAAUUCCGUCACCAUAAGAAAACGUCAUCCGUCCCCAACACUCUCUACAACAAGCAGUACGAGUAGUAAAAGUGAUGGAAUGAAAGCAGUCGGACCAAAAUUCGGCACAGCAUCACCACAAGCUGUUAAGAAAAUUCUCUCACUUGCUGAAAAUUCUAAAACUCGGCCUCAUCAAACGGUGAGACUUGGAAUGAAUGUUCCACCACAACAUACUUCUGGAAUUCCAUAUCAACACAAUUUGACAUAUCACACAAAUCUCAGUCCAUCACCUUCGCCUGGAUCGCAUCGUCGAAUUGCAUCUUCAACAGGAUCAACAGCAUGGCAGCCUCUACAUUGCUUUGCAAACACAAACGUUACCGGAAAGUUUGUUCAUGAAAGAUCACAUUCUGAUACACCCACGCCAUUACCUUCUGUUGAUUUGUCAGCUGAAAGCAGUUCUGUAACUUCAUUAAGCAACAUGCCGGCAAGAAAAAAUCAUGGAUCAAUCUCAUCAACUGACAGUGGACAUAGCGAAGCGAUAAGUUAUUGUGAUGGAGGAAAUGUUUAUCAUUUAACAUCGUCAAUUCUUCACAAUGUUCCAGCAUUUGUUCCACUUCCACCACGAAGACAUUCUGCUGUUCAACAAGGUUCAAAUAAUUCCACAAAUUUAUAUAAUCAGCAAGUUUUGCAAAAUGCGACAUGUGUGAGUGGAGGAAAGCAAGGAAAUGGUGACAUUACUUCUAUGCCGCCUCCGCCAAAUCCACGAACACGCCCUGUACCUUUCCCAGUUGCUGUUCCUGGGGCAAAUAUUAAUACAAAUGUACCCGGAUACAAUGUUUAUGCUGCUUCACAGCAACAAAAGUUAAAUCAACUUAGACAUGGAGGAAUAAUUCCUUCACCACCACCAAGAAAUUUGCCUCGAUACCAUCCACAAUCACAUAAUUUAGCUGAGAUAGCUCGUCUCCAUCGACUUGGUCGAGCUUAUUCUCAUGAAGGUGUAAUUGAAUCAUCAAUUGGUGACAUUGAAAUUUAUUACCCUGAUGAAGAUGAUGAUGAUGAAACGCAAGUGUCAGCUGUUUAAUCAGCAACAAACAAACGAUCUUUACAGGAGAAUUUUCAUAAAUACAGAAUAUUAGCAUAAAUAAUUAUUAAAGCCACUAUGACAACACAUUCACUAUUAUUUACCUUUCUUUUAUUUACUUUUUUUUGAGUUAGAUUCGAUGAAUCAUUUAAUCUUUGUAAUCUCUCACGCAACAAGAAUCUUCUUUUAAUCCUCAUCUACAUAUUUAUAUAUGUAAUUAUUAAGUUGGUGUCAAUGUUAUUAAUAUUUCUACUAAUAAGUAGCAUUCAGCAUUCACAUAUUUAGAAGAAACUUAAAUCAACUCGGAAAAUUAUAUCACAAAACGAUUUUUCUAAUUGCGCACCAUUCCGAUUUUUGAAAGACAAAUUUUGAAAAUGAAAAAGAAACAUUAUAAAAACAUUUGUGUAAAUGUGUGGAUAGAUUAAUUAAAAGAAAAUUAUCUAAACAACACAUUAAAUGAAUAUUUUAGUAGCACACAAAAUCCUGACAAGUUUUUAAUUGAAUGCAACAAUCUUAAUGAAAAGAUCUGAUUGACUGAAUCAGUCGAAAAGUCAUUUUUUUUAUGACUUCUUAGAUCAUUCUCGAUUACUUGAUAACGUUUUAUAAAAUAUAUGAAGUUAAAUAUAUAUAAUUUCUUUGUCAAAGUAAUUCUAAUUCUCAAAAACAUACCUAGGUAUACAUAAAUAACAAAACAAGAAAAGAAUGGUUUUUAUUUUAUAUACGCUCUUGGAAUUAGAAUAGAGCACAGUAUUAGAUAAGAAAUAAAGUAUCAGUCUAAAUAAGUAUGUAAUGCUAUAUGUUGAAAUUAAGAAUGGGAAAUAUUUUGAAUAAAAUACAAACAUAAUUAUUAAUCCCAC